Molecule: messenger RNA, 4445 nt
Organism: Exserohilum turcica Et28A
Lineage: Eukaryota; Fungi; Ascomycota; Dothideomycetes; Pleosporales; Pleosporaceae
Exons: 5
Coding region: 1-4305 (1434 amino acids)
Biological process (GO): cytoskeleton organization
Cellular component (GO): cell division site; cytoplasm; mitotic actomyosin contractile ring, proximal layer
Molecular function (GO): phospholipid binding; protein binding
Source: RefSeq, a predicted model, not a curated record
AUGGGUGCAGCGGCGACGGAGCCGCCCUCGGUCUCCUUCUCGUUCGCCAACAACUUCUGGGGCAAAGAUGACGCAGGCGUCGGACCAAUGCUCGACCGCAUGCAUGCGGCCAAGAUUACAAACGACGAACUGAAGCAUUUCUACGCAGCAAGAGCAGCAAUUGAAGAAGACUAUGCGCGGAAGCUGCUCAAUCUGUCACGCAAGCCCCUCGGGUCCUGCGAGUCGGGCACACUCAAACUAUCGUGCGAUGUGAUCCGGGCAGAGGUCGAGUCCAUGGGAAAGGCUCACCAGAGCGUAGCACAGCAGAUGAAGACGGAGCUAGAAGAGCCGCUUGCCGCUUUUGCCGGCGGAAUGAAGGAGCGGAGAAAGAUUGUGCAGAACGGCAUUGAGAAGCUGCUCAAGCUCAAGAUGCAGCAGACGGCGACCAUGAACAAGGCACGCGACCGAUACGAGCAAGACUGUCUCAAGAUCAAGGGCUUCCUAGCGCAGGCGCACAUGGUCAUGGGACACGAGGAACGCAAGAACAAGGCGAAGCUGGAGAAGACACAGAUCAACCUGACUACUACGAGCGCCGAUUACGAGGCGGCAGUCAAGGUGCUCGAAGAGACCACUGGCCGCUGGAACCGGGACUGGAAAGCUGCGUGUGACAAGUUCCAGGAUCUCGAGGAAGAGCGCAUCGACUACACCAAGAGCAGCUUGUGGAACUUUGCCAACAUUGCGUCCACCGUGUGCGUCAGCGACGAUGCUUCGUGUGAAAAGAUGCGCCUGUCCCUUGAGGACUGCGACGUUGAGAAGGACAUUGUUGGCUUCAUCAAAGACUGUGGAACUGGCCAGGAGAUUCCCGACGCACCCAAAUUCAUCAACUUUUGCAGAGGCGACGCCGAGACAUCUUCACUGGCUUCCGAAGAUGAGAACUACUCGGUCGCACAGUUUGCGAGGACGCUGAAUCCAGCCUAUCGCGCUUCAUCACCAGCGCCUUCCAACUUUGAAUCACAUCAUGACCCGAACAACCCGUUGGCUCGAGAAAUGGGUCUCCAAAGGGACACGCGUCCGAUUGCACCAGACGACCUUGAUGCUUUACCCCUUCAGCCAGUGGAGAAACCUUGUCAAUCUAUGGAUAGGGCUCGCCAUUCAAUAGAUAUGCAGCGUCAGUCGAUAGAUAUGCAUCGUCAAUCGAUAGACAUGCAUCGUCAGUCAAUGGAGAUGCCUCGUCAGUCAAUGGACAUGCACCGCCAAUCAAUGGACAUGCACCGCCAGUCGAUGGACAUGCACCGCCAGUCGAUGGAUAUGCCCCGCCAAUCAAUGGACAGGCAUCGUCAGUCAGUAGACAUGUCCCGGCAACGAGUUGAGUCACCACAACAGUUCGAGGACGAACCACAACACUAUGUUGAACCUCUGCGGCAGUAUUCCGAAUCGCCGCGGCCACGCGCAGAGCCACCGCCGCAACAAUUACAGGAACCGCAACACUACGUUGAACCUCUACGACAGUACUCUGAAUCGCCACGACCACGCGCAGAGCCAUCACGACAACGCGUGGAUCAACUACGACAACAGGUCGAGCAACCGCGACAACACGUGGAACAACCACGCCAACAUGUAGAACAGCAAAGGCAAUUCUUUGAGCAACCAAGACAGCAUGUGCCGCCGCCGAGGCAAUAUACCGAAUCACCAAGACAGCAGCAGAUUGAGCCUUUACGACAACGCACGGAACCACCAAGACAACCUAUAGAGCCGCCACCACCAGUGCAGCCACCACCACCAGUGGAGCCAGUGCAGCCGCCACCACCAGUACAGCCAGUCCAACCCGUGCAGCCGGUGCAACCUCCCCAAGCGACACGAACAGUGCAGCCAGAUCCACGACUUGUCCAAGCGCAGGAGCAAGCACGCCAGCAGUAUCAGCAAACCCAGACCCCGCAUAACGACUACCCAGCCGAUGGAAUGACACAGUUCUGUCGUGUUGGACCACCAUCUGAUCGAAGUUCAAUUGCAAGUCCCGUUCGUCCCGCCAGCAGAAGUUCACAAAGCGACUGUUCAAACCCCACAUCUCUGUCCAGUAUUGAGCCCCCCAGUGGACCUGCUUCACCCAGCAAGCCUACGCCACAGUCAUCGUUUGCUGAACCUAGUCCGAUUGAAGAGGGUGCUGUGCAGAAGAAGAGAGGCUUCUUCAACAGUCCAUUCGCAAGGAGGAAGAGCAAGCAUGAGAUGGAGCCUCCGGCUCUCGUAACCAGCAACAGAAAUACAUGGACUGCUCCCUUACGAAGGAACACACAAGAACCUAUCAGCCCAAUUAAGCCUUUUGUCAUCAGACCCACUAGAGCUAUCGAGAGCAAGCCGCCCUCUCCCGGCCCAGAGCCAGCUGAUCCUCGGGCAAACUUCCAGCUCAACGUUGGUAACAAUGUAUUCGACGUGGAGUCGCCGGACAAGAAGAAGCAGGAACAGCAGUCUGAGCCAUCAGAAGAGCUCGACCCCAUUGCACAGGCUCUUGAGGAAUUGAGGGGGGUCACCAAGCAAGCUUCAGCCCGUCAACCCCCGCCGGAAGAACGCAAACAGGCCUCUGUACGCCAGACUGCGGAUCGUUACCAUGGCCUUGCCACACCUGCACCCCCUGCUACACCCGCUGUCGGUUCAAAGCUGGCUGGCAGUGCACCCACACCACUGGCUAAUAUUGGAAUCAAUGCAAGCAUUAAUGCUGCAAAGCGUGGCACGCCUCCGCCCUCAUAUGAGCAGCCGUCAAUGUCGCUUUUGGGAGCCCCUAAGCCAGCACACACAUCUCGGGCGAUGCAAAAGACCACGCAGAUGUAUGUCAAUCAAAAGGUCAACAUGUUCAAUGGAGGCGAUGCAGCUCGCACUCCCAGCCGGAGUCCAACGAAGCAAGAGGCACCACGAACUGCUACCCAACCAGCAGCAUCACCUCGAACUACUACCCAACCAGCUGCUUCGCCGCGAACUACCACCCAACCCGCUGCUUCUCCACGGACUACUACUCAACCAGCCGCUUCUCCACGUACUACUCAACCAGCUGCUUCUCCACCACCUGCACCUGCACGUGCUGUCAGCCCGCGACCUACUCUGCAGACUGCACAACAAAACACGCCCCAGAAUUCUUACCGUACGGCUCAACAACAGCCUCAGUCUCCGUCAACCUACAAGCCUCCACAACGGGUACAGACAGCCCCUGUACAGCCUGUACAGCCUGCACAACCUGCACAGCCUGUACAGCCUGUACAAAGACCACCAUCACAGGCAUCUCAACGUCCGCUGCGUCAACAGCCGGCCGCACAGCAGGUAUCACGGCCUGCGUCGAGGCAGGCACAACCACUAUCACGACCUGCUUCGAGACAGGCACAACAAGCACCGCGACCCGCUUCGAGACAGGCACAACAAGCACUACGACCUGCUUCGCGACAGCAGGCACAACCACCACCACAGCCAGCACCAGCUUCUCCUGCGGCUUCGUACAGUCGAACAGCAUCGCCGAACCCCUAUGCUCCAUCUAGUGCUACAUCUAAUGCUGGAGCCAGACCGAGAGCCCAGACGACUGCAGCGCCGGCCCAAGCCUACAGUACACCUCUGGGACGUAACACGUACACAUCUACGCGUGGUUCGUCGCCAAACGUCAAUAAUAUGCAACGUACUGCAUCGCCCAAGCCACAGCAGCCUCCGCCCCCUCAACAGCCGCUCCCUCAGCAGCAGCCCCCUCAGCAGCAGCCCCCUCAAAAGCCUCCUCAGCCUGCUUUUGCCCAAGCGCAGUCUCGUCCGCAAUCUCGCGCUGCCGCGUCGUCUCGAGCUGCAAGCCCCAACCCUCAAUUUAGCCAGUCCUAUGAACGACCGGGCAGCUCCCGAAGCGAAACGACCCUUGCCCUUUCAAUUGCGGGUAGCGUACGCGAUGAAGGCAGCGUGCGUGGUGAAGGCAGUGUACGCGGUGAAGGUAGUGUUUACGGAGGAAGCCAAUAUGGAGGCAGUGUGCGUGGUAGGCCCAGCUCGGUUCGACCGCAGAGUUCAUACAUGGGAGGCAGCGAAUUUGGCUUCAGUGGAGGCUCUGCAAGUUCUGUGAGAGCGGAGUCUCGAGUCCGCAGCAAGAGUUUGGCUGAACCGAAGAACUACAACAGUCAAGGCCGACUCAUUUUGAAUUACUCGCGUGCCAUGUAUUCCUAUGCAGCUCAGAUUCCAGAGGAGCUCGGAUUCCAAAAAGGAGAUAUUCUUGCCGUCCUUCGCUUGCAGGAUGACGGAUGGUGGGAGGCCGAGGCGGUUGGCAAACAAGGUCGACCUGGUCUUGUGCCGUCGAACUAUCUACAGCCAUGCUAGACAGGUUCGGCGGAAAGGGUGGAUUAAUGGAGUGAGUGAUAUUGAUGACCUUGACUUGAUUACAUGUUUUUGUCCAGCAGUUUUUACCGCACAUACCCUCGUUUUUGCGCUUGUUCGGCGUUGGAAGGCGUGCUCGCUCC